Messenger RNA from Rangifer tarandus platyrhynchus (Svalbard reindeer), 492 nucleotides. The record is from the annotation of a GenBank genome assembly. Lineage: Eukaryota; Metazoa; Chordata; Mammalia; Artiodactyla; Cervidae.
AUGCCCCCAGGUGAGGGUUGGUCCUGUUUCACGGAAGAGGAGACCAAGACGGAGUGUCCCCAUGGGAACAGCAGGCACGUGGGUGCAGCCGCCUCAGUGUCCCGGCACCGAUGCUCUGGGAGCUGGGGGAGCUGUGUCCUGGCCGAGCAGCGCCCCCUGCCCCUGGGCCUGCAGUGGGGGGCAGGUGCUGGCCCACCCUCAGGGCACCCCCCCGCCCAGUGUGACUCCAGAGCCCAGCAGUCCUUGGCAGACGGAUGGUGGCACUGGACGCCAGGGGCCACAGGUUCUUCAGAGCAGCAGACUCUCUUGGGAGUGGGGGAGGCGCAGGCACGGGUGGAGGGCCCCCCCGAGCUGUCUGAGGACCGAGGGGCCAAGGGCGAGGGCGAGGCCCCUUUCCUGCGGCCACCGUCCUCCCCGGCCCUCCCUUGCCCCUACCUUUUCCAGCUGCAGCUCCUGAAGGCCCCGCCAGUCAUCCCCCAGCUCAUGGGCUAA